Molecule: messenger RNA, 4211 nt
Organism: Lates calcarifer (barramundi perch)
Lineage: Eukaryota; Metazoa; Chordata; Actinopteri; Centropomidae
Product: integrin beta-3
Exons: 15
Coding region: 151-2544 (797 amino acids)
Biological process (GO): cell migration; cell adhesion mediated by integrin; integrin-mediated signaling pathway
Cellular component (GO): integrin complex; cell surface; focal adhesion
Molecular function (GO): integrin binding; fibronectin binding; fibrinogen binding
Source: RefSeq, a predicted model, not a curated record
GUCCAUACCCAUAGCUGUUCUCAGACUGAGUGAAGAGAGAGCUUCAUGUAUGAGGUAAAGCAGUACCCAACAUGCGUUCAGUCAAGUCAAGAAUGAGGAAAAGCGUUGAAGUUGCGGAGUGAGGAAACCCAGAGGGAACACACACGACUUAUGUCAGGUCGGCUCCGUUACUCCUCAGCCAUGGGAACUUUUUUAAACCGUCUAGUCAUUCUAUUUCUCUUUUUGUCAUCGGCAUCACAAGUUUUCGGUUCUAACAUCUGCACAUCACGAGGUGUCACUACGUGUCAACAGUGCUUGGCUGUCCACCCCAGCUGUGCUUGGUGCUCUCAGGAGGUGUUUGGGAAAAAGGGAUCCAGUGUGUCCCGCUGCGACCUGAAACAGAAUCUGCUGGAUGGAGGGUGCAGUGCGACAUCUCUGGAGUUUCCCUCCAGCAUAUUGACUAUUCAGAAGGAUGUACCACUCAGCGACAAGGCCUCGGGUACAGCUGAGGAUGUCACUCAGAUAAAGCCUCAGAAAGUUCACAUGGUACUAAGACCAGGCGAUACCAAGCGUUUCACUGUGUCAGUGAAACAGGUGGAGGAUUACCCAGUGGACCUCUACUACCUGAUGGAUCUUUCAUUUUCAAUGAAGGAUGACUUGGCUCGCCUUCGCACUUUGGGCAGUGAGCUUGCCGUGACCAUGGGCCGCACAACAAGCAACCUGCGCAUGGGGUUUGGAGCCUUUGUGGACAAGACCACAUCCCCUUACAUGUACACCUAUCCUCCAGAGGCAGUGAAAAACCCUUGCUAUGGAAUUAGUCAAACAUGCCAGGCUCAGUUCGGGUUUAAGCAUGUGCUGCAGCUGACGGAGAAGGUGGCACGCUUCACGGAGGAGGUGGAGAAACAGGAGGUGUCUAGAAAUAGAGACGCUCCAGAGGGUGGAUUUGAUGCCAUCAUGCAGGCUGUGGUGUGCAAGGACAAAAUCGGCUGGCGUCCAGACGCCUCACAUCUACUGGUGUUCACCACUGAUGCCAAAACUCACAUCGCCCUGGAUGGGCGUAUAGCUGGCAUUGUCCAGCCCAACGAUGGACAGUGUCACCUUGAUGAUGACAAUGUUUACAACAAAACCACUGUGCUGGACUACCCCUCCUUGGCACUCAUGACUGAAAAAAUGUCUGAAAAUAACAUCAAUUUGAUUUUUGCCGUGACGAGCUACGUGGUGCCACUCUACCAGGAGUACAGUAGGCUCAUUCCAGGCACGGUAGUAGGAACCCUAUCCGAUGACUCUGGGAAUGUUAUUCAGCUCAUUGAGGAGGCUUAUGCGAAAAUCCGCUCUAAAGUGGAGCUGGAGCUGCUGGAAGUCCCAGAGGAGUUGAAUCUCUCCUUCAAUGCCUCCUGCCUAAAUGGAGAGAUCAUCCGUGGACUCAAGUCCUGUUCAGGCCUCAAAGUUGGAGACACGGUGUCAUUCAGCGUGGAGGCUCAAUUGCGCGGCUGCCCCAAGGAGAAGAGCCGCACUUUUACCAUCAAACCGCGGGGCUUCAAGGACUCCCUGGAGGUCACGGUGGAGUUUGCGUGCACUUGCAACUGUGAGGCAAACAAGGAAGUUGACAGUCCCCUCUGUAGCAACGGCAAUGGGACCUACGAGUGCGGCGUGUGUCAGUGUCACCAGGGUCGCCUGGGCCCCCGAUGCGAGUGUUCAGUGGAGGACUACAGUCCGACUGAUGAUGCCAACUGCAUGCCAAAGCAAGACAGCCCAGUCUGCAAUAGGAGAGGAGACUGCUUAUGCGGACAGUGCUCUUGCCACACGAGUGAGCAUGGUCAGGUUUGGGGACAGUACUGCGAGUGUGACGACUUCAACUGCUUGCGGUUUAAAGGGGCACUUUGCUCUGAUCAUGGGAAGUGCAACUGUGGCUACUGCCAAUGCGAUGCUGGCUGGACAGGAGAAAACUGUAACUGCUCCACACGCACAGACAGCUGCUCGUCCAGCAUUGGCCUGCUGUGCAGCGGCCGGGGUAACUGUGAGUGUGGGGUUUGUCAGUGCACUCAGCCUGGUGCCUAUGGAGCUACCUGUGAGAAAUGCCCCACCUGUCCUGAUUCCUGCACUAUUAAAAAGGCGUGUGUUGAGUGUCAGCACUUCAAGAGAGGACAGUACAUCGAAGACAACAGCUGCAAUAGAAUCUGCAAAGAUGAAAUCACGGAAGUGGCUGAACUGGUUUUCAAUGACAGAAAUGCAGUGAAUUGCUCAUACAAAGAUGAAAAUGACUGCGUGGUGCACUUCCAGUAUCAUGAAGAUGACAGUGGCAAAUCCAAUCUGUUUGUGGUAAAAGAGCCAGAGUGCCCUGAGGGUCCAGAUAUCUUGGUUGUGCUCAUGGCAGUGGCUGGAGCCAUUCUGCUGCUGGGCCUUGUUGGUCUGUUAAUCUGGAAGCUGCUGGUCACCAUCCAUGAUCGCAGAGAGUAUGCCAAAUUUGAGGAGGAAAGAACCAAAGCCAAAUGGGAUACGGCUAACAAUCCUUUGUAUAAAGGAGCAACCUCCACCUUCACCAAUGUAGCGUACAGAGGCAACUAACGACUAAAUGGAACAAGAAAAACUCAGGGGACAAUGACAAAGAUGGAAUGUAGUAGCACAGAAAUGGAUGGGAAGAAGCCUACACUGUCAUGUGACUAGCUACUGUAGCUGAAAAGUAGUUAUUGCUGUCAACAUCGUGAUGAAAUAAUUGUACACAUUGUAAAAAUGACUAGAACUGUUAAUAUAAGUCACAGGCAGUUGCAUGCUCGUCCGUUUUCUGCUGUGCCAUGUCUGUGACAUUCUCUCAGUGCUGCCCAUGCAGUCAGAUUGGAUUAUAUUGUCAAGGUACGGUUAAGGGAACUGCUGCUGCUGCUGUCGGACUGUGGUUUCCUUGUUAUAAUUUUGUCUUUCAGAGUGCAGCUGCAGCCUAUUUCGCAGUUUCCUUUUCACUAAAUUGAAAAAGGCAAUUUCAGAUUAAUCACAACAAAGUUCAUCAGUAUACCCAAAAUGUGCACUGUGGAAUUUUUAUACAUUAUUAAAACAUGCUUCAAGGGCUUCUAUACACAUUAGCAUCUCCUUUAUUUUUAAUAAACAUUAUUUUUAACAAAAUCAUUUAUAGUAAUUAUUUUGUCAAGAAUGCAGCACUCUGUGGAGCAGUUAACUGCAGCCUCUAGGCUGAUUUGGUUUACAGUGAAGAUUGUGGUCUAUAUUGUUUUUGAAAUGCUUACCAUCAAUGGUAGCUUUAUGAGUGCUAUGACAUGUUUCUUUAUCACUGCAUCAUCACCUGUUUUUGUGUUUGUUGGGCUGUUUAAUUGUUCAUUUUAUUUGUAAAAGUAUUUCAAAAAAUGGUGAUCUGUCCUGUCACUGCUGAGCUAUAAAUUGUUUGAAAUGUUUCAAUUUCCUACUGACCAGCAUUGUGUUACACUGAAAUACCAUACUCUUUAUUUGUGUAUUUGAGCAGAUUUUAUUGCACAUGGCCAAAAUGCCAUGCAUUUGUUAAUUUGGAAAUCCCUCUUGCUUGUUUGAAACCUCUGUAUGGGAAAUAUUAGUACAGUGUGAGAUGAAUUCUGGUUGUACAGCUCUAAUCCUCUCUCAGGACAUGGUCAGAAAACUGUUUUGUUUGUUUGUUUGUUUUACUUGUUUGUUGGUUUAUUUUUGCACACUUUUUUAAAGAAUCCUUUAGUUCUUCACAGUGGGGGAAUGCAUAAAGAUUCAUUAUAUCUGACUUCACCAGUCUUUCUGUGAUGCCUGACAUUUGGUUUCCUUUCAACAAAUGAGAGCAGAGCUGAUUUUACUCUUUAUUAAUUUCAGACUUGCAAAAGCCUAAAGGACAAGUGUUUUAGAUUCACAUUUCAACUCCAAAGCAAUAUGUGUUUAAAAUAAAGAAAUACAACAUAAUAAACUAGACCACAUAUUAAACCCCUUCACUGUUUAACUGCAGAGGGUAAUGGAUCAUAAAUAAAUUGGUGUCCUAUUACCAAGAAAAACACAGUGAUCAUAAGAUCUUCAGGUUCUAUCAGAUUGAACUCUGCAUGAAGCGAAAGACGGGGGUCAGUUCGACCAUCUCGCCACAUCUCACAUGGACAUUAAUGUGAAACAAAUUCUAGUGUGACAGCACCAUUUGACUGAGUUCUGUACUGUGCCGCCAGGCUCACAAAAAGAGGCCCCAGAAUGUGCAUUCAAUCUCGAGUGACCAUUCAAAUAAAUAUCACUGAUGCCCCAUGUGA